AAUCAUUUAUGACGCAAGAUCCUAAAAUAGAGAAACCCGAUUAGGCCCGAUUGAAAUCAGCUUGAACUGACCGAUUAACACCCUAUUUUAAAUGCGCAAAACCAAGGUCUUUGUGGGACCUAUCCAAUCUGGAAGUCCUGGUCCUUUGAUCUCCUGUACUAGAACUGCUCACUGUGCCUCAGCUCAGUAAUAUCAACCGUAAUAGGCGAACUCAACAACGCGGACAGACCGUCGAGUGUUGGUAAAACCCUAGCUGAACGUCCUUUAAUCCAUGCCCAACAUCUCCAUUCCUGCGAUAUUGCCCAUCUUCUAUGCUACCCAUUUUAGGUUUCUGUUCCUCCGUUUUCUAUCAAGAUCCAGUUCAACAUCUUCAGUUCCGACGCAUCAACACAUCGCCCACCUCAUCCUCGAUCAGAAAUCGGCCUCCCAAGCCCUCCAAACCUUCAGAUGGGCUUCGAAAAUCUCGAAUUUCACACACGACCAAUCCACCUACAGGGCUCUGAUACACAAGUUAUGCACUUUCCGUCGAUUUGAAAGUGUAAAGGAGCUGCUUGAUGAAAUGUCAAGCUCAGUUGGUUCACCUCCGGAUGAAGACAUCUUUGUCACAAUCGUUCGAGGGCUUGGCCGGGCUCGGAUGAUUCGUGAAGUAACCAAGGUACUUGAAUUGGUUUGUAGAUUUCAGAUAGAACCAUCUUUGAAAAUCUUCAACUCUAUACUGGAUGUUCUUGUUAAGGAAGAUAUUGAUUUAGCCAGGGAGUUUUAUAGGAAGAAGAUGAUGGGAUGUGGAGUUCGAGGGGAUGAUUACACUUAUGGAAUCUUGAUGAAAGGUCUCUGCUUGACGAAUAGGAUUGCCGAUGGUUUCAAGCUUCUGCAAUUGAUUAAAUCUCGGGGUAUAACACCCAAUACCGUGAUUUAUAAUACUUUGAUUCAUGCUCUUUGCAAGAAUGGGAAGGUCGGGAGGGCUAGGAGCUUAAUGAAUGUGAUGUUUGAGCCUAAUGAAGUUACUUUCAACGUUAUGAUAUCGGCCUAUUGCAAGGAUGGGGAUCUGAUUCAAGCACUAGUGCUGCUAGAGAAGAGCUUCAAUCUGGGGUUUGUUCUUGAUGUUGUUACGGUCACAAAAGUGGUGGAAAUCCUCUGUAGCGAAGGUCGUGUCACAGAAGCUGUUGAGGUUUUGGAAAGGGUGGAGGAGAAAGGUGGCAAAACUGAUGCUGUUGCUUACAACACUUUGAUUAGAGGGUUCUGUAAAUUGGGAAAAGCAAAGGUUGGGUGCCGGUUCUUGAAAGAGAUGGAGAGGAAAGGUUGUCUUCCAAAUGCAAACACAUAUAAUGAAUUGAUAUCUGGUUUCUGCAAUUCUGGGAAUUUGGAUUCAGCUCUUGAUGUGUUUCGCGAGAUGCAAAGCGAUGGGAUCAGCCCGACUUUUGUCACAUACAAUACAUUGAUCUGGGGCUUGUGUUCUUGGGGUAGAAUGGAAGAUGGGUUCAAGAUUUUGGAGCUAAUGGAAGAGAGUAGAGGGGGACCUGGAGGUCAGAUUAGUCCUUAUAACAGCAUCAUCUAUGGUCUUUAUAAGGAAAACCGCCUGGACAAAGCACUUGAAUUCCUCACCAAGAUGAAAAGCUAUUUUCCUAAAGCUGUUGAUAGGAGCUUGAGGAUAUUGGGGUUCUGUGAGGAAAGCAGUUUUGUGGAAGGAAAGAGGGCCUAUGAUCAGAUGGUCAAGGAAGGUGGUGUACCCAGUGCUCUGGUCUACAAGCACUUAAUUGGUGGUUAUUGUGAAACAGGGGACAUAAGAGAAGCAUUCAACCUGAUUAAUGAUAUGGUUGGUCAUGAUUAUUUCCCUGUUGCAUCAACAUUUAAUGCUCUCAUCAGUGGAUUCUGUAGGCAAGGCAAAGUGGGGAUUGCUUUAAAGUUCAUGGAGGAGAUGGUCGGGAGAGGAUGCCUACCUGAUUCAGGGAGCUACAAUCCUCUGAUUGAUGCUUUAUGUGGUAAAGGGGAUAACCUGAAGGCUUUAGAGCUUCUUCAGCAAAUGGUUGAAAAGGGUAUUGUUCCUGAUUAUUCUACAUGGCACUCCUUGCUGCUUUCUUUAAUUCAAGAAACCGCAUGGGUUGAAAGCAAUGCCAUAUUUCCAAACUUAGUCAAGUAUUAGAAACAAUUUGCAUUCAAUUGAACAGAUACACUGUUGUUAUUGAGAUCAGAUAACCUAGUACCUAUGCUACCAUCUUGGUCUGCAUCCUCUACCUGCUUUCAUUAAUGGGCAGACAAGCUCAGAAAGUGGCUGUGCAGCAGAGGAACCACACUUGCUUUGGUUCUCUUCAGCAAUGGUGGACUAACUUGAUAAGAACCUUAGAAGCUGAAGGGAGUUACGGUCCAUGUGGAACGUCGUUUUGCAAUGUAGUUACCAAAUUACACUGGUUGGUUUUCUUAAGCUCAAUCCUGCACAUUCGUGGCAGUGGCAAGAGAAAGCUGAAAGAGUCAGAGCACCACAGGCUUUUGUUCAUUAGAUCUCUUUCCUCUGGCAGAAAAUAUUACUGAUUGCUAGAGUGGAAUGUAGAGAUGCAACAAACAACCUGAAGAUGAGAGAGGCACAUGCCCUCAUUACCUCAACAAUGUAUUGGCAACAAUUGCAUGACUCAUUGUGGUUCUGAUAUUAGAACAUUGACACCAUGAUCAAUAUAGAGAGACUGAAUCCUGCUGAGCUUUGUAAUUGGCAUUAUAUUGUCUUGAAAAUGUGAUUGAAAAUUGAAGGCAAUAAACGGAAACAGAACCUUAAAUUCAA
Messenger RNA from Macadamia integrifolia, 2770 nucleotides. Its product is annotated as pentatricopeptide repeat-containing protein At2g17525, mitochondrial. The record is from RefSeq and is a predicted model, not a curated record. Lineage: Eukaryota; Viridiplantae; Streptophyta; Magnoliopsida; Proteales; Proteaceae. Gene Ontology annotation, molecular function: protein binding. The transcript has a single exon. The coding region runs from base 272 to 2140 and encodes 622 amino acids.